GUGGUUUCCUCCAAUUCCGUCUUAAUUCUCUUUACAUAAAUGAGUAAACCGAAAAGAAACUACACACACCAACAUCAGACGCCAAUCGAGCGGGAUUUCCUUAAACAGAUCCCAUGCAAGAUUUCAGAGACCGACGCUGCUCCCAACAAAAUAAGGAAAACUUUACUCUUCACGGUUCCUUUCCAAAAGAACCCGAAAAGAAAGCCAGCCUUGUUUUGCUGCUGACUUUAAUCCCUUUCGAAACGUGCCAGGGGC
Molecule: messenger RNA, 255 nt
Organism: Radiomyces spectabilis
Lineage: Eukaryota; Fungi; Mucoromycota; Mucoromycetes; Mucorales; Radiomycetaceae
Exons: 1
Coding region: 40-225 (61 amino acids)
Source: RefSeq, a predicted model, not a curated record